AUGGCGGGCGGCGGGCCGCGGCGGUGCCGGCGGCUGGAGGCUGAGGCGGCCCGCGCCGUGCUGGGCGCCGCCGACACGCUGCUCUUCGACUGCGACGGCGUGCUGUGGCGGGGCGAGGCGGAGGUGGGCGGCGCGGCGGCGGCGCUGGGCCGGCUGGCGGCGGCGGGCAAGCGCCUCUGCUACGUGACCAACAACAGCAGCCGGACGCGCGCGGCCUACACCGAGAAGCUGCGGCGGCUGGGCUUCCCGCCCGCCGAGCCCCGCCACGUCUUCGGCUCGGCCUACUGCGCCGCCCGCUACCUCCGCCAGGCCCUGCCGCCCGGCGCCGCCGCCUACGUGCUGGGCAGCCCCGCGCUCGCCGCCGAGCUGGAGGCCGUCGGCGUCCCGCACCUGGGGCCCGGCCCCGCCGCCCUGCCCGGCCCCGCGCCCGCCGACUGGGCCCAGGCGCCGCUCGACCCCGCCGUGCGCGCCGUCCUGGUCGGUUUCGACGAGCACUUCAGCUACGCCAAGCUGUGCCAGGCCCUGCGCUACCUCCUGCGCGGCGGCCCCGGCUGCCUCCUCGUCGGCACCAACCGCGACCACCGCCUCCCGCUCGAGGGCGGCACCGCCAUCCCCGGAACUGGCUGCCUGGUCAAAGCGGUGGAGACGGCAGCCCAACGCGAGGCAUUCAUCGUAGGAAAGCCCAACCGGUACAUGUUCGAUUGCGUGGCGAGCGAGUUCGACAUCGAUCCCGCUCGUACCAUCAUGGUGGGAGACCGGCUGGACACCGACAUCCUCAUGGGCAAUAGCUGCGGCCUCACCACCCUGCUGACGCUUACCGGGGUCACCACGCUGGACGAAGUGAAGGGCCACCAGGAGAGCGACUGUCCUGCCCGGCAGAGCCUGGUUCCCGAUUACUACGUCGAUAGCAUAGCCGACCUGCUCCCAGCGCUGGGGGAUUAGUAUAGCAAAAUACUUGCAGCCUCUGCAGCGGUACCCCGAGGAGGGCCCCUGUUAAUCACCUUGUGACAGUAAUGUACUCACUAGGAUACCACCCACGGUUAGCAACCCUUAGCUUUUUAACCCUUCUGUUCUCUUGAUACGAUGUUGUUUACAUCUUGAUUUUUAAAUGCACUUUGAAACAAAGAGGACAUGACGGUGUCACCCACGACAUCUUGUGGGCUUGGGGCUUUUUUUUAAAUUAUAAGCAACACAUCUAUCUGAAUGUUUGUGAUACUCGAUGUCACAUUGUCCUCUAGACUGAGUUGAGGGAGUAGAGCUGGUUGAUCUGAGGAAAAGAACCCAACAUCUCGCAGUGUGUCCUCGCCUGGACUGGCUGUGGCUCAGUCUGGCUUAUUCAGGGAAAUGACUCUUGGAGUGUGUAGUAACUUAGCGGCUGUGUUUGGAAACGCUUGCAGUGGCCGGCAGAAUUAGCGUUUGGCCUCAGAUUGAUUUUUUUUUUUUUUAAUUAAUUUUUUUUCCCGGACAGGGUCUUGUUUAGCAGUACAGCCCGCUGCUAGCGCGACGUCAGGUCAAAGAAACUGAAAUCCGUCAGUCUCAUUUAUUUGACCGUUGCAGAUUGCACUUGUGAUGCAGAUUAAGAUGGUUCCACUCACAGAACACAAACGGUGUCUUCUGUAUGCUGUAUUUGUCCAAGCGUUGGAUGUAUGUGUAAAGUACAUGUACAUACAAGAAAUACCCUGAUCCUAAAUAUAUAUCAGAAUAUAUAUAAGAUAUAAAUUUAAGUAUAGUAUAUGAUAAUAUAUCUUGUUUCCCAGAAGGGAGGAUAAGAGGAAUGUACUUUACUGGUCACAGUAGGUUUAAUUCUCCUAAGCGUUUGCAUUUGGUAAUGCAGAAAGUCUGUAACCACGUAGGACUGUCCUUCACUACUGCUGCUUCCCAGAAAUAACCAGAUAAGUACCGAGUCAGUUCUUGUACUUCCCUCAGCAUCAAAAUAGCUGCUUGCCUUGGCUUUAGCUGCAGAAUCUGAAUUAACGCUCAGUCCACAGGGGAUGGAGGCAGUACGCAGUACAGCUUUCCACCGAAACGCGCCUGUGAGGGUACUGGCUGUGUGCGACGAUGGCAUGUGCUUCCUCUAAAUACCUGAGGUUAAUCUCUUCCACGUGUGCCUGGCGUGGGGGCCCGGCACCGGUUGCUUGUCCAAAGAGGAGGGCUUGCUUGCUCAGGUGAUGGUUUCAUUUUGAUCUUUAGGUGGGUUUGGGUGAUACAUGGCUCAGGCUACGGGGUAGAUUUUAAUGCUGGCUGAUUCGAUGGCCGCAGUUGAAAGCUUUUGCAUUACAGAAUUAAGUGAAAAAUGAUAUAUGCAACUAACAUGCUUUUAUUCCAUAGAUUCCACUCUUGGCAGUUAAAUUUAAACACUGGCCUUCCUUUGUCUCCCACUGUUCAGCUGAAUAGCUCUAGCAGUGUGUCGACACCAUUUCCUUCCACUCAAAAUGAGUAGACUUGCCACCUUGUUUGUAUAGCAAUAACCGUGCUGUUCGUGUUGUCUUUCGGUGUUACCAGAAUAUUAGCUGGAUCUUGUAAAAGGGUGUUCAUUUGUAACUCGGAGCUGUGUAAAGAAACACGGAUAAUCUCUUCCCUGUUCCUGUCUCCAGCUAGAAGGCUGUGACCGUAUAAAGUCACAGAGAAAUACUUACAGGUAGAACUUUAUCUGGGUAGCGUGGAAAUGGACAUUUUGGAUUUACUGCAGGUAGGGUCUGGCUUAAUGCUCUGUUCUUUGAUUCAGUUCCUGUAUCUGGUGCUUAUAAUUUCAGAAUAUGUCAAGUAAAGCAGUAAACGCCAGGAGAGGCGUUCAGCCUCGUUCAAGCAGCGCGCUGUCCCUGCCGAGUACUGUUCACUGUACAAGGGAACCAUUACCUCGAUUCACAUAUGCUGAAAUGUUCUGGUGAAGGUGUCAAUUGUGCUUCAAAACUCUGUAUCAACUUCCAAAUGGUUUUUAAGCCUCUACUUGAAUUCACAUUAAACUUAGAAACCUG
Molecule: messenger RNA, 2975 nt
Organism: Gavia stellata (red-throated loon)
Lineage: Eukaryota; Metazoa; Chordata; Aves; Gaviiformes; Gaviidae
Gene: PGP
Product: phosphoglycolate phosphatase
Exons: 2
Coding region: 1-942 (313 amino acids)
Cellular component (GO): cytoplasm
Molecular function (GO): sn-glycerol 3-phosphatase activity
Source: RefSeq, a predicted model, not a curated record